Orbicella faveolata is the source of this 490-nucleotide messenger RNA. RefSeq names its product transmembrane protein 258. Lineage: Eukaryota; Metazoa; Cnidaria; Anthozoa; Scleractinia; Merulinidae. The record is from RefSeq and is a predicted model, not a curated record.
AAGCAGCGGUUUUACCCAAUUCAUCCCUUCCACGUCUUCUCUUUGUUUGGUUGCAAGAUGGAGGGACUAUCGGUAGAGCAAAUGGGCCGAUAUGCCAGUCCAAUCAAUCCAGCCGUAUUUCCUCAUCUGACCAUUGUGCUUCUUUCUAUUGGAAUAUUCUUUAUGGCUUGGUUCUUUGUCUAUGAGGUCACAUCCACCAAGUACAGCAGAGACAUCUACAAAGAGCUGCUGGUGUCAUUAGUUGCAUCUCUUUUUAUGGGAUUUGGAGUGCUCUUCCUGUUACUCUGGGUUGGAAUUUACGUAUGACAAUAGGAACUUUGUAACUAUAGAGAGAGAAGCAAUCUACAUGAACAAUCAACUAUUCUGCAACAACUUAAGAAGAACUGUCGUGCUAAGCAUGGCAUAAGUUCUCUGUGGACACUUGUGUUUUAACAGAGAGAAAUUUCCUUUAAUGUAAUAGUAAUAAAAAAAAGUUAUUUGUCUUUGCUAA